Molecule: messenger RNA, 1068 nt
Organism: Toxotes jaculatrix (banded archerfish)
Lineage: Eukaryota; Metazoa; Chordata; Actinopteri; Toxotidae
Exons: 4
Coding region: 2-394 (130 amino acids)
Source: RefSeq, a predicted model, not a curated record
GAUGGGAUGCUCUACGAGUUCCCAAACUUCAGCGAUAGACACGACUCGACCCGGUGCUAAGCCCGAGGAGAGCAACGGAGCCAGCACUACAGGGGCGGCCAAUGAAAAUGGCAAAGUAGCCGAGGACAGUGAAACAAUUCCGGACCAAACACCUGCUGACGGCGGCGAUGCUAAACCUGCUGAUGAACCCGCUGCAGCUGCCACAUCCGCAGACAACACCGCUGCAGUUCCGCCAGCAGCAGAGGAGCCUCAGCCUGAAGCAGCCAGUCCACCUGCAGAGGCAGCAGCAGACAGCACCACUGAGGCAGCUGCAGCUCCAGAGCAAGAAAAAUCGGAGGCCACUGCGACUGAUUCAGAGCCCAAAACAGAGGAGGCACCAGCUCCUAGCGAGUGAAGUGCAAUAUGAAUGACUGCGCAGAUUAAUUAUUUGGAAGAGUCUCACCUUGUUUGUAUGCGUGAGUGAAAGUCUAAGUGUGUGUGUGUGUGCGUGUGUGUGUGAAAAAGACAUCACCUUGUUGCCAAGAUGCAGACCCUGUGAUAACCACUUUCAGUCAGGGUUCCUCAGUCAUCACUGUGCCUUCUUCCCCUCAUGAUGGUGUAUGGCUGCAGUUUCUGCUUGAAAACUGUACAUAGACAGAGUCUUACAGCACUUAGUGGGUGUGCUUACAUUCAGAAGGUGUAAUCAUUUCAGAAUAUCUUAAUUUAAAUUUCUAUUUAUUAAGUGUAUAGAAAUUUAUAAUGUCUUUAAUCCAACUUCAACCCUAAGAGUUCAUUCUGUAGUUUUCUAUAAAAUUAUAAUUAUUAUUUAAGGAAACCAAAGCCAAAAUAUAUUAGAUUUAUGAAAUGAUUUUCUGUUUGGGUAGCUGGCUUUGAUUUUACAACCAUGUUUGUAAUGAAUAUGAAGAGCUGGUCCAGUGCAGGUUUGCUGAAUACUGAUUUUAACUAUGAGUAUGAGAUAAGAGUAAAAGUGAGAGCAUUUUUUUUUCUGAUGUGUCAUGAUACCUCUCUGGAAAGAAAACCUAAAAUCUGUAAUAAGCUAUUAACUGUCAAAAUAUUAAAAAGGCCACC